AUGUCUGAGUUUGACACAAACAUCCCAACAACUUUUGAUCCCUUUGCUGAGGCAAAUGCUGAGGACUCUGGUGCCGGUGCCGGGACAAAAGAAUAUGUUCAUGUCCGUGUACAACAGCGUAACGGAAGGAAAAGCUUAACAACUGUUCAAGGGUUAAAGAAAGAGUACAGCUAUAGCAAAAUACUCAAGGACCUGAAGAAAGAAUUCUGCUGUAAUGGUACUGUUGUCGAGGACCCUGAGUUGGGCCAGGUCAUACAACUUCAGGGAGAUCAAAGGAAGAAUGUUUCUACUUUCCUUGUGCAGGCUGGCAUUGUAAAGAAGGAGAAUAUCAAGCUUCAUGGCUUCUAA
Molecule: messenger RNA, 348 nt
Organism: Lathyrus sativus (Indian pea)
Lineage: Eukaryota; Viridiplantae; Streptophyta; Magnoliopsida; Fabales; Fabaceae
Source: the annotation of a GenBank genome assembly